AAACAUGGACAGACGAAAGUGAACAUUCAGCAAGCUAGGCUAUAGCCUAGUGGGUUAAGUGGGUUCUUGGUCUUGCCCAAGGGCCUCCCACAGGCUGUCAGGGGCAACGAGCGGCCUUACCGUUCCUGCUGAUGGAAGAUUGGUGUAGAUCUACUGAAAAGGCCUGGUGUAGAAAUCUAGGGCCUAACCAAGGACCCUCCUUUGGGCCUAACCUAAACAUCGAUGUCUGUCCCACCAAUAAUCCGACAAUGAACGUGACUUUUUAUGGAGAAGAAGAUCCAAAGGUUACUCACUUACGCAUGAUGAAAGUCAGAUUUAGGGACAGUAUUUAGGACUGGGCGAUUUGCUGUUGAUCUACCAAACUCCACAGAAAGAAAGAAACUAUGAAAAAAAAAAUGCGAUUUAUUCUAAGAUCCUUGGUUGCCGCACAGCGUUAAUCUUUAAUGUCUGAAGUUCAGAUAGUAUCUUUUAUAUUGUUUGUGUUCCUGGAGGGGUGGCCGAGGAUGAACCCGGGACGUUCAGUUUCUUCAUCAUAAGGCGAGAUACUCCAUGUCUUUGAACCAUGUGCAGAACAUGACAACGAUGUCGUUAAAAAUACGUUUUUGAUCAAGUCGAUUGAUGGGAUUUGAAGCUUUUUAUCUGAGGUUACAGAGCUAUCUUGUCCUAUGGGUGACGAAAGCUUCCGCAUAGAUCUGGGUACGACAUCACCAGUAGAUCUCCUGCCACUUGUUGUGGUCAGUUCAUCGACACCACAAAAGUUUGAGAAGUCCACCAAAAAAUAUGAUAGUAAUUGUCGAUCAAGCUCAAACUCAAACGCCAAUGUUGUUUCGUCCAACUUUGAUUUGGAUAUUAUCUCCAUUUCAUCCGGCUCUGAUCACCAUGAUGUUAUAGAUCUAGAUGAUCUAGAUCUAGAUCUAGACUCAGAUAUGAAUGUUGUUGUUAUAGAUUCAGAAGGUAGUUUAUCAGAUGGUGAUUCAUGCAUAAUUACAGAUGGAAUUCAUGAAACGUUGCCUUCCAUUUCAGAUGGGUAUCCUGAAAGUGUUCCGAGAAAGAAAUUGAAAUUGUCGUUGCAACGAGUUAAAUCGGAUUCAGUAUCAAGGCCUCAGAAAAAGCGCCAUAAAACUGCACUAGAUAACAAAAUUGAUCCACCUGAUGACCUUCCUGAUCUUCAAGUUAUUGCUUCAACAAAAGCGAACAUCAGUAAUGUAGAUCUUAAAGUACUUGAACUUGAGCAAAAGCCAAAGGAAAACGAACGAGGACAUGGUGGAUCAUUCAAAAAUGUAUCGAUGGUCAAGAAAGAACUUUGUUCAUCAAAGGGCCAUGUUAAUCAUAUUAUUGCACUUCCUAAAAGCCGACAUUUGAUUAGAACAGAUCGAGAAAGUGCUUGGGAGGUAUUAGAUUCUUUGCAAAAUCCGUCAGGGAAGACAAAAGUGCCAUGUACAGAGGAUGAGGUUUGCAAAAAAAAGACUCGAGACAGAAUCAAUGCUGAGCCAUUAGAAACUUUAUCUUUUCCCUUUCAUGGACUUAAAAGUUUGUGCAAUUCUUUCAACAGUGGAAAUGAUGGUGGCUAUGAGAAAAGUGAAAACAACCAUGAUGUGUCAGAAAAGAAAAUCAGGAAAGAGGAUAAAUGUGAAGAAACACAAGCUUUUUUGUCUUCCAUGAACGCUGGUGAUUCAGUGUAUGAUGUACCAGUUGAAAAGCCUGUCUGUAUACCUUGGGAUCCGGACAGAAGUCAACAUACUUCUUCUUUAUCUUCAGUACUUGAGAGAAGCAACAGCAUGUUUUAUCAUCAGGAUGGCUGUAAUAGGUCUGCAUCAUCAAAAGAAAAUGUGCAGCAAGGAUUGCAUACUUCAGUAGAUACAUUGGAUGAUUUGAAUUCAAAGGCAAAAGUACCUCAUGAGGAGAUUAACUUUCACAAAAAGGCAACUGCUGGAAAAAUGUGUGCAGAACCUUUAGUAGGGUCUGUGCCAUUUCUCCUUUCUGACUUGCCGUUCAAUUCAUUUCUAGACAGAACUGAGAGUGACACUGAACAAAGGGAAAAUUCCCAUAAGAUAGUCCAAAAGGAAAGCUUGAAAGGAUGCUUGAGUGAUGAAAAAGAAACAUGUUCUACCUCUUUGAAAACCGGUGGUUUAAAGUCUGGUUCCCUAGAUGAAGUGUCUGAUUGUGAUGUUUCUCGUCACACACGCACAUCUAGUCCAUCAUCAGGGGUUGAGGAAGGCAACAGCAGUGUUCUUCAUCAUCAAGGUGAUUUUCACAGUGUGGCAAAAGACACACAGGUUCAAAAUUUAGAUUCAUCAGUUUUCCCAAGAAAACUGACAGCUUCUGGGCUUCCAAAACAGAUGGCUUAUUUAAAAAGAAAUAUUAUUCUGAUGCCAUCAAGUCCAGUUGUCCUUUUACCCUGCAGUUCCAUCACUGCAGUACAAAAAGAAUUCAGUUUUUACCACACUGAUAUAGUGGAGGCUGCUUUGGACUUCGAUAACACGCUGGAUGCAUUAAUUUUAUUGCUAGAUUUUUCUGCUUCAUAUAAACCAACCAAAGAAGUGACUGGAAAAGUCGUGAAAGCUCUAAUAGAAAAAAGUGAACAAGGACCAUUUAGACAGUUUGUUACGCUCAGUAUUUUAUCCCUUUGGCAGCAACAUCCUGGUGUCUUUUCAAUCUCUACCGAUGACUUCAAAAGUGCAGUGUUAUCUGGAGAUGGAACAAACUUGUCUGUAAUAAUCACCGAAUUGCAUCUUAGUCUAUUCACAAGGAACCUUUGUGAUUCUGCAGCAGCGCGAUAUUCGUCUGCCUUCUCUUUAUUGUCAGUGAAUAAGGAGGGAAAUAGGGAAGGCCUCAAGCUAAUUUUGCAGACAUUAUGUGGCAUGAUUUUGUCUAAGUCACAAGAACAGCUCUUUUCUUCUGUUGCAACUGUGGAAAGCUGUGAUGGAGAAGACCCUGCUUUGAUAUCCUUUGAAAGUUUGGCUCAGGUCUCUGCGUUGCAACAUGCAGUCUCUCUUGGGAUUGUAUCAUCAAGGAACGAGAAUGAAUGCUUGCUCUUCUUGGCUGGUGAAUUGUCACAACUCUACAAAACUUUGCACUGUUGUGAGUCGAAGGUACUGUUUCUCAGCACACUGGAAAUACCCAAGCUGGUCUUGCUUGUCAUAAGACGAUUGCUCUUGGAACAGAAUGUUGGUGCUGUUCAUUUCAGUAAAUGUGGCCCGUCAGUGGCUGCACUGCUUCCUUGUUUCAGAGAUGUCAUUUCUUUACAUUCAGCGAACAACAUGUGCUCUCAACAUUGCCAGGAAUAUCCAUUUCUGUUCUAUUACCUAUUGCGAAGUACAGCGGAGUGCAUUAAAUACCGCAUGAAUGAAAGCCCUCGUUCACGGUUGCUGAAUCGUGGUUUGGCUCGAGUAAUGCUCAACGAACAGGAAGUUACAGGACUGCGUCAGUGUGUUCUGGAGUUCAGUUGUUCUAUGAUGAAAUGUCCACUCUUUCAAACAUCUUCUAGGAUUUGGUUAGAACUUUUGGACUGUGUUGUUGGUUCAUACUGUAAUUAGAUGGAAUUUGAGUCUUAAAUCAUUUUCCAAGCAUCGAUUGAGAAAGGACUUUUGUGCAUUGUGGUGCCUAGACUGUUAUUUUGGCACUUUAACCACUGCACUGAUCAACCAGAAAAUCCUGGGGGGCACGACUAUCAUUUGUCAGCUAGAAGCACUUGAGGGAGCCAAUAGAUCUUGACCUUGUGGUAAAUUUGUGAAAGCCUGCAAUGGUGUGUUAUUCAGUUUGUUUUUUGUAAACAAACCUGUAGAGGCUUUGAAAAUGCAUUGGAGUUGGUUUCAACCAAACAUGGUUAAUUCAAAAACAGUAAGAAAAUAAAAUCCCUGAGAAACCUCACUAAACCGAAAACUUGGCCAAACUGAAAAAAAAUUGGCGGUCCCACAGAUUUUGGUUGAAGUUUAAGCAGACCACACUGUUCAUGACAACAUGAAGCAAUCCGGACCAAGCAAAAACACUUUACAAGUUCGUUUGGUGAUUUACUAUAACACUGUAUUUUUAAUUCCCCCUCCCCCCUACAAACUCCCACCUUUUUGUGCUGGCAGCCCGUCCAACCUCUCCCAACCCUGGCACAUGCUGAGGCACAAGACAAGCCUUAUAGUCAUUAUAUAUAUCAACAGUGCUUGUGUUGAUGUGGAAAAGUACCUCUGAUUGAUUGCAUAAGAUGGCUGUGUAUCUCUGAUAGGUCAGUCUUAGUAUGUAGUGUCUGAUAUGCAAUUGAUUAAGUGUGAAAUGAUCUAGCGUGCAGGGCAAUCAAAUUUUAUCGAUGACCGCUUGGAACAGAGUAUAUAAUGUUCAUGGCAUUAAAGUGAGUAAUAGUAUAGUGGGAGAAAAUGUGUGAAGUCACAUCAGCGCAGGCUGUUCACCCUGUAAGUGACCUCAUUAACUCUCAAGUUUGGGGAAUACAAUUUUUUUGUUGUUGAUUGUAAUGGAUAAAAAAACGAGAGUCAUUUUUUGCUUCCAUGGAUUUCAGUUUUUAUUGAAUCAGGGUUUGUUAUAAAUGCAUGUUUCACUGUAUUUUAGGGCAUCAUUACCCAUUCUAAGAGUUCAGGGCAAGUAUCAAAAUUGCCUGUCAAGGGUAAGGAAGAAAAACACUGAGUAAUGUGAGACAUACAAAAAAUGUAGUAUUUGUUCCUUGUUGUUCUGUGUUGGUUUUUCAUUGCAAUGUUUUGUUUUACAAGUUUAGCUGCAAACUUGGUAGUCAGUAUACUGUGCGUAUGUGUUCUCUCUCUCUCUAAACACCCCUUCCCCCCCCCCAUUAAAUUCCAGUAAAUAAUAUGCCUAAACAAUAAAGAUAAGAAAUAGCAGGGAAAUGUAUUACACAGCCAGCUCAUUGUCAGGACUAGAAUCAGAACUCCAUGCUUCCAGCCCUUGGCUUUGACUCCCAUGUUUUAAAAUAUAGUGCUCCGACCAGCUAUAGUUAUCUUGUUUGUGAUUUUUCAGGUCACACACUCUCUCUUAAUGUUAUCUGCCGGAAGAGGGUCUAGAACUAGAACCUUGAAAUCUUAUCCCACAGUCAUGCUCAAUGCUGCAUAAUUUCAAGUGACGGAGUAAGAAUAAGACUGUAACAAUUUUUUCUUCACUUGACCCUCCAGUUGGCCAUCUUGAAACUUGUGUCAAAUUUUUCUCAAAGUUUGUAAAUUACAGCAGAAUCUGCUUAACUUAAACUUAAAGUGAAAUCUGUGGGACUGCCAGAAUUUCUUUGGUUUAAAAGACGAGUUUUUGGUUAAGAGAGGUUGCUCUAAUAGUAAUAGAAGAAGUAAAAAAGAUUUUCUUUUCUUUUGGUUUACUGCUGUUUUCAAAUUGACCAUAUUUGGUUUUUAACAAGCAGACUCCACUGUAGUUAAUUUUCAACCUCUUUUUGUAUUCAAAUUGAAUGCACUAAAUGAUUCCAUGAAAAAGCACCACUAUUUUGUACUUUAGUGUGCUAAUUCUAUGUUUUUGCUCAUUUUGAAAUUCAAACAGGACAAAUUAUCAUUCUGGCCUUCUUUAUUCCGAGACAGACAAAAUAUAAAAGGAAAAAUUGCAUAUAUGGUAUUGUUUGUUUAUAUGGUGCUUGUGUGUGUUGAAAAGAAUAUGUACACGAAAUUUGCAGGUAUAUGGUUGCUAAAUAGCAAAGUUAUAAUACAGUGGAGUCAGCUUAAGUUAAAAUCUGUGGAUCUGCCAGAAGAGAUCGAAAGUGUAGAUCAGCACACUAUAUUGCUGUACUGCGCUCAGGGCUAGGCUAGAAAAGUGAGACUGCCCAAUGCUAUUGACAUCAUGAAACACACAAAGUGCCGCCACAUGCUCAUGUAUGGCCUACUCUAUGUGAACUCACUUUGCAGAGACACUAUCAAUAGGCCAUGACCAACCGCGGGUUGUGCAACAGACAUAGGUCUACAUUUGAUAUCCUUGCGUCACGAUGUCUGCACACAGUGAGGAGGCCUAUCGAUGUCUGUGAUAAAUGUUAGCAAACAGUUGAAUACGUGUGUCACUUUCUUUUAUUUUGUUGUCUUGAAGAACGCAAGACUUGAUGAUCUGCAUUACUUGAGGGUUUCUGGUGAAGAUUUAGACUUCAUUUCUCUCAAUUCUUAUUGGUUUAGAAAUAGGAGCACUCCGCUAUUUGACAGUUUUCUUAUUUAUAGUAUAGGACAAAGAUUGACCCAAAAAAUUUCUUUUACUUUUCCACUGUUUUGGGAUUCACUGUGUUCAGUUUAAGCAAACUCCACAGAAUUCUGAAGGAGAAAAUUGUGAAAUUAUGUUUUAGUAAUUUUAAUAGGCGAUAAUUGUAAUAAAAGUUCUGAGGAAAUAUUUUUCCAUAUUAUAUACUUGGUCUUUCUCUAUCGUUCCUGCCAAGCAAAACUAAAUUUCAUUUUAACUCUCAUUGUCAGGACUGUUGAAUUAAUAGUAGGCAAGGGUUAAUUAACAGUGAAAGAGAAGUUGUUUUAAGUAGCAUUGUAAUUGUAUUGAGUCUUGAUACUUUGGGGGGGGGGGGGGGGGGAUAUACCAUUUUUACAUAUGCUCCCCUCCAGAUUCCCCUCAGUAGACUGGUCAAACUUAGGCCUUCUGGAAUCUGCAGUGUGUGUAGGACUCUUUUAGUCUACACUGCUGUGACCUGUGAAGGCAGUUGGCUCAUGAAGUCAGUGGAGUGAUUGUGACCAAUUAAAUUUUGUGUUUUACUGUAUGAACCUUGAUGACUGUUGUCAGUGAUGUAGAUUCAUUAAAGGUAAAAGUUUGCCACUGACCUGCUGGGUCAAUCAUGUUGAUGAGGUCAUUCUUGGCAUCUUUUUUAGUGACCCUGUGUGAACUGUUUGCUGAAAACUUAUUUUUAUUGUACCUCUGGGUGGAUGUCAUGUUGGCCAGAUCACACACAAAACAGGAGGAGGAAGGUUGGGGGGUGCUUUGCAAUUAAAUGUUUUCUCUUGACCAAGAAAACACAGAUUUCCCAAUGUGUGCACCAGUGGCUUUUCUGUUGGUACUACACAAGAAUUGUUUUGUUUGAAAAAAAACCCGGCGAUUUUUGGUGUUUUAAAUUGGUUGUUGACUCUGCUUAUUUUGUAGUUUUACCACUUUCAUGGUCAAGAAAUAAGGUCAUAUCCAUUUGUCAUGGCCAGUCAGUUUGUGUUUGAAUAACCAUGAGCAUGACGAUCCACACAUGAACCUUGUUACCAUACGAAUUGCCCCUGGUGUUAAAAG
Molecule: messenger RNA, 7206 nt
Organism: Aplysia californica (California sea hare)
Lineage: Eukaryota; Metazoa; Mollusca; Gastropoda; Aplysiida; Aplysiidae
Exons: 4
Coding region: 666-3536 (956 amino acids)
Source: RefSeq, a predicted model, not a curated record